ACCAUUUAGCGGCUGAGCUGGGGGGGAGGGAGUUAGAGGGGGCGUAGGGCGCCAUUGGGCACCGCGCUCCGAGGACGGGAAAAUGGCGGCCCUGGGGUCCCCGGCGCGCACUUUACGAGGUCUUCUACGGGAAUUGCGCUACAUGAACGAGGCCACGGGCCGACCCUAUCGCGACACCGCGGCCUAUCGGUACCUCGUGAAAGCUUUCCGUGCACAUCGGGUUACCAGUGAGAAGCUGUGCAGAGCCCAACACGAGCUUCAUUUCCAAGCCGCCACCUAUCUCUGCCUCCUACGCAGCAUUCGAGAACACGUGGCCCUUCAUCAGGAAUUUCAUGGCAAGGGUGAGCGCUCAGUGGAGGAGUCCGCUGGCUUAGUGGGUCUCAAGUUACCCCAGCAGCCUGGAGGGAAGGGCUGGGAGCCAUGAGAAUGGAGAGAGUCCUUGGAUGCUGCCAUCAUUCAAGAAUUUAAUCAUCUUUCAAUAUGUAUUUAUCAUUAAAUUUUUGUUUAAGUUUA
Molecule: messenger RNA, 513 nt
Organism: Enhydra lutris kenyoni (northern sea otter)
Lineage: Eukaryota; Metazoa; Chordata; Mammalia; Carnivora; Mustelidae
Gene: FMC1
Product: formation of mitochondrial complex V assembly factor 1 homolog
Exons: 2
Coding region: 83-424 (113 amino acids)
Cellular component (GO): mitochondrion
Source: RefSeq, a predicted model, not a curated record